This is a messenger RNA of Daktulosphaira vitifoliae (grape phylloxera), 5878 nucleotides long. RefSeq lists its product as uncharacterized. The transcript has 17 exons. The record is from RefSeq and is a predicted model, not a curated record. Lineage: Eukaryota; Metazoa; Arthropoda; Insecta; Hemiptera; Phylloxeridae. Bases 685 to 4440 code for a protein of 1251 amino acids.
AACCGACAAGUGAGUCGUCCCCGUCGUCUCUCCGUCCGCCACCGCCGUGUUUCUUGUGUUCUGUGUAAGUGUUUAUAUGUGUGUUUAAAAUCAAUUGCUUAUGUGAAAUUUACUGUUUAAGUACUUGCCGUUUAAUUAUUAAUUUGUAAUUUAACUGCAUACUUUGUGAACAUUGUAACAUUCGUUCGUUUACCUUAACUGUCGUCUUCGGUCAGAUUUCGCAUUAGUCGCAUAUAGUUAUCGAUCAGUUCUCUUGUUUGAUCGCCUUGUUUUUGUUUUGUUAUCUUACCGAUAAUUCUUUAAUUCGAGAGAUGAUUAAAUAUUCAUUUCCUCUGCUUUAACAAGUAAAAUAAUAUGGCUUAUAAAAUCUUAAGUUUUCGCUCAAUGUGUGUUUUUCCAAGAAAUAGUUAAUGUUUGUGUUUAUGUAUUUUCGCAAUCUAGAGGAGACAGUGAAACAUCUUACUUAAAACGAGAAUAAAUAUUUAAAUCUAAAAGGAGAUCUAGGAUUUGCAAUGUUGCAAUGAUACCUUACUCAUAAUGAAAAUCAUUGAUUUAACUAUACAGAAACAAGUGCUGGCCUGUGUGAUAAGGCUUUUGAAAAAUAAUCACUAUGAUUUGUCAACCAAUGUGUGACAAGCUGUUAAAAGUUUUUAGUGGACCGUACGACUAAUUUGCAGUAUUGACAUGGAAACAGAUAUUAAACAGCGCACUAAGCGCAGUAAACGACGUGAAAGGGCCCAGCGUAUGCAUGCCCAGAAACAUGAAAUGGAUAGUGGUGAAGAUGAUGAACUUGUAGCAAAAGAAAAAGUUAAAAGGCCUCCCCCCCCUAGUCGCCGAAAAAAGAAUAAAGAUACUGCAUUAUUUGAUGAAGAUGUUGUUGAUGGAUUUGCAAUUCUAUCUUUUAAAUCAUAUGAAGACUUAGAGACUUGCGUGCAACAAUGUUUGGUCAAAAGUGCUGUCACGUUGGGUCUAGACCCGUCGUCACACCGCAAAUAUCACCACCGGAAUCAUGUGCACAACCACAACAACAACAAUCAUCAUGAUAGCAACUCCAGUACACCUGUCACUCCAGUGAAAACCGAAUAUAACGUACCUAGUCCUCCCACGACGCCUAACCACUUCAAUCAUAACAAGAAUUCAUCGUCCCUGGAUUUGAAGAAUGACAGUGAAGGCGGAGAAAAUGAUUCAUCGUUAGUGAAUUCCAACUCGGUACAGUCAUUUAAAAGACCAUUUGUUGCAAAAACUUCUUUGCCAAACCAAAGCGGCCAUAGACGGUCUAGUUCAAGGGAGAGAUCAAGCGAUGCUAGCAGUAAUUGCAGUUCUGGCAGAGGAUACAUCUGUGAUAGUGAAGAUGAUGGCGAUAAGGGCUCGGACAACUCAGAUCUAUUCCGCACCACUUUGGUUUCCAGGAAAGAUGAGCUACCCGGUAGAGUUCCUUCUACCGAGUGUGGAAGUCAACAGCAAUCAUUACCUUCGGCAACGGUAUCGGCGGAACCUGUACCGACGGCGACGACUACUACGACAACGACGACGACACCGCCUAAUAACAGGCAACCCUCCUCACCCCCACCGCUAGUCAACGGCAUGGACUUUACCAGCCGACCGCCUACCCCUGAAGCGACAACCACCGUCACGGCUGUUACAACAGAUACCACGGGUACCAUGGAUGUGCUAUCUUCCGCGGCUGCUCAAAAGUCUCCGCAACAGAUGUUGCCUCCGUCUAUGACUCCGCGGACCUUACAAGUAUCUCAAUCAAAUAAGUGUCCGUCACCGGUGGCACAGCUGGAACCUACCCCGCCGGGCUCUCAUAAGCCUUCACACACUCUUGUCAACGGGCUUGACACUUUGCCUACGCCUCCUAUCGCCUCCGCAAUCGUGUCUUCGUCGGGAUUAAGUAGUCCGAAGAAUUUCUCAACAACGGUGCAACCGUCUAUCAGUUCAUCGUUGACUCCUUACCAGACUCCACCGCAGGCUUGUGCGCUUUCGCUUAGCAUUACCAACUCGUACAUUACCCCGUCAACAUCGCAACAUCCUGUGUUGUCUCACGCAGCCUCCAACUACAUACCCAAGUCGUCGGCCAGCCAGCCGCCGUCGCCGCUGCAGCACAUUUCUUCGCCAUACAUUCAAAAACCCAACCAGAUGCUUUAUCAUCCGCCGUUGCAUGGGUCGCCGUAUCCGCCACCGUCCGGAUAUCAUCCGAGUGCGUAUAAACCGGCGCCGUCGCUGCUUACGCCUGCAGCUUCAUCAUCGUACUUGCCAUACACCACGUUGCAGUCAACAACGGCAACCGUAUCGGCUUCGAGCACUGUACCAAGUACGGCCACUGGUGGUCAUUUAACCACCACUGCACCACCACCAUCGUCGGUCGCGGCGACUAGUCUGGUUUUGCCAUACCAACCGGCUAUUCAUGCUCCUCAGCAUUAUCCGCCGCUGUACGCACCUUACCGGAGUACGCCUUAUAUGCCGUCUACGCUGUCAAGUGCAGCUAGAUCAAGUCGAUCUUCUCCAAUGUCUGUGAUAUCAACCAAAUCCAAUGUAGUAUUAGCACCCAGCCAUGUAACUUCAAAUAUUUCCUCUGGAACAGCAACUAAUACAACUCCUUCUUUACUGAGCAGUCAUUCUCUGUUGGCCAGAGGACAUUCUCCACGUCGUCUCAGUCCUAGUAGAGAACGAGAUAGUUACAAAGCUCCAGGAAGUACUGCUUCAUUGGCAUCACCUUCACCAUUUAAUGCUGCGUCAAUAGCAUUACCACCAGUUGCUGCUCCUUCUUUGACACCCAAUGUCCCAGCUUCGGCACCUUCUAGUCUUGUAUACAAUAAAACGCCCCUUUGGGGCCCCAUGGGAAAUAAUAGUAUUACGACAUCUACCAUGGUUACUACUACUAGACAUCCAUCGUCAUAUCCGCCACCAUUAUUUUCAUCACCAGCUGCCACAGCUACAUCUCAAUCUAGUGCAUUGCCACCAGCAGCUCCUCCUGCUCACAAUCCAUUUUCUGCAGAAUCUUUAUUUCAAUCAAAUCAAGCAGAUAUGUUAAGAAGAGAAUUAGACUCUAGAUUUUUAGCAUCAUCGCAAGAAAGAGCUUUGGCUGUUGGUGCUCCAUACUUGCGUACAGAGAUGCAUCAUCAUCAACAUCAACAUACCCAUGUACAUCAACAUACAGCGACACCACUUAUACCUUCAGUAGCUGCAGCUACUCCAACUAUGCCGAAUGCUUCAGCUAUACAACCAGCACCUAACUCAGCAUUGUACCCUCCUCCAUUAUUUAAAGAAAUACCAAAAUUAGGUGGAGUUGACUCUCCAUUUUACAGGCAAAGUCUGUUGCCUAGUAAUUAUCCAGGAUUCACUCCUAGUUUAUUACAUUCGUCAAUAGGGCACACUCCAUUUACACCACCAGCCCAUGUUCCAACAUUCACUCCUAAGUUGACUGAUACAUCAAAGCCAACUAAAUCAAGUAAACCUGGUAAAUGGAAUGCAAUGCAUGUUCGUUUAGCAUGGGAAAUUUAUCAUUAUCAACAAAAGCAACAAGCAGCUGAAUCAAAAAAUUCUGUUAAUAAUCUUGUGCCAAAGACUGAAUUACCUAGGCCACCUACUCAUUUAUUUCCCCCUAAUCGACCGCCUCAUGAUCUCUCACCCUUCUCUACACCUCAUCAUCAUCAUGCUGGGUUACCCCCUGGAUAUCCACCUAUGGCUGCUGCAGCGAUGUUUGCUAGAUAUCCUACAGGAUUUCCACCUAUAUCACCUUUCCCUCCAAAUCCCAUAAAUGAUCCAUGGGCACGAUUACAACCUUCACGAGGAAUUCCUACACCCAACUCUCCUUAUGGAUCAGUAGCAAGUUGGCAAAUUAAACCAGAUCCUGUAGAAACUGAACGUGCAGAACAGCAACAGCGAGAGAGAGAAAGGGAACGGGAAAAAGAAAGAGAAAGGGAACGGGAACGGGAAAAAGAAAGAGAAAGAGGGCGUGAAAGAGAACGUGUUAAACGUGAAGAAAAACGAAGGCAAAUAGCCCAACAACAAUUGCAACAACAACAACAGCAUCAACAACAUUUACAGCAGCAACAUCAGCAUCAGCAAGCUGUUAAGAUGAGAGAACGUUCUCCUCUUAAAGAACCAAGUAUGAUUCAUAAGGAAGAAGACAUAAAUAUGAUGUUGGGCCGUGUUCCACCACCAUCUCAUUACUUACCACCUCCACCUAGACAUCCACAAAGAGGUUUGCCAACACACUUUUCACCAUGGGAUCAGUAUAGAUAUGAUUCACUAAGAUUUAGUCCAUUAAUUGCUGCUGCUGCAUACAGAGCAGAAGAAGAAGAACAUAGAGCAAAACUAUUUGGUUACCACCCUCAAGCUCACUUAAGACCAAAAGAUCCAUCUCCUAAUACUCAUCGAUCUGUACCGCCUGAUAUGCAAUUACCCAAAAAAGAAGAAUCAUCUCAAUCUAGGUAGUCAAUGGAUGUUAAAGUUAUUAUUUUUAAUGUUUAAAUUUAUGAUUGUCAAAAUUGUAAUUUGACAAAAGUUGUUUUAUUAUUAUGUUAUAUUCUCUUUCAACUUUUCUCCUGCUAUAAAAUGUGUUAAUUAAACAAAAUUGUGGAUGUAUUUUGAUUAAAUAAUUGGAACUUUAUAAUUUUUUUAUUAUGUACAAUUUUUGAAGCUAAAAUUUAUUGAGAUGUUAUUUAGGUCUCAAAUGGAUAAUUUUUUUUAUUAUUAUUGAAGUAAUUUUUUAUAAAUACAAAUUAAUAAAAUUAUUUAAAAACUUUUGAAACAUCUAAAUGAAUUAAUGAGAUAUAUUGAAUUAAGUGCAAUCAAAGUGUCUCUUACUAUUAAAUCUAUAUAUAUAUAAUAUAUAAACUGAAAAAUAAAUUAAAUUUGUAUAGGAUACACAGGGUCAAUUUACAUUGCUGUACUGAUAUUUUGGCCCUUUUAAGACAAUUACGUUGGAAAUCAAUUUCCUCUACCAAAUUAAUUUUAAUAAAACUGAUAAUUUACCCAAAAUGUUUAGCUUUUAAUAUUAAUAUAUUACUUUUUUUUUUUUUAAUUAUUUAUUUUGUUCCUAUUAUUGUUUAAUAUGGUGUUUUUUAUAUAAUAGAUGAAAUCAGCUUAGGGAUUAUUUAUAAAAUAGAAAUUAUAAUUUAAAAGAAAAUUAUAUAAACCCCGACAUUUAAGUUACCAAUAAAGUAUAAUUAUAAUUAUAAAUUUGCAAUUCACAUGUUUAUUUUUGCAAAAUAUGUGUUUGUUGAAAACAUUAUUAAACUCCAUUAACUUGUAAAUAGUAUGAAUAUUGGUGAACGAAAAGCCUGCGUCUUUCUUUCUUAAUUAUUAUAUUUUUUUCAUUUAGUUAAAAUUUGUUUUAAACAAUGUCAUUUUUGCACUAAUUAUUGAAUUUUUUUAAUUUAUUGUAUAAAUUAUUGAAACUAUAAAGUAUUUUGGUAUAAAUAAUGUGUCUUGUCAUGAUAUUUUUAGGUUUUUCUGAAAUGAUUACAAUAAAAAGUAACACUAUAAUUUUUGUAUUGCCAUAAGUCAAUUGUAAAAUUUAUCAAAUUUUAUCAGUGAAUAAUUUGAGUAUUAAAUGAAUAAAAAAAUUUUUUCUUAAAUUUAUAUUUAUUUUGAAUUAGUAAAAUACUUUGAAAGUUUGUACUUCAUAUUGCUAUAAACAAAAGAAAAUUGUUGAUUGUUUUAAUUUUAAAUUAAAAUAAUACCAAAUAUUUAUCAAUCAAUUAUGAAUACUUAUUGUGGUAGACGUGUAACUUAAAUUGUGUGUAUAUAAUGUAAAUUAUUAAAUAUUUAUUUUUGAUAAAUUUUAUUGUGAUUAUUGUUUGAACAUGAUGAAAUGUGUAUAUUAGUGUAAAGUGAUGAUACAAUAAUAAAAUUUUAUGUUCCAUUUCAA